CCUUCCCCACCAUUCCCGUACCUUUGUUUCCUCUUCCCCUAGCUAGUCCCGAGUCCUGACCUACCAAUCUCGACCUACAUCCCUACUCUUCCACCGCGUGGGCGCGUGGCCUACAAGCCGCCGCCGUGGCCAUAGCUCACGGCCGCCGGCUGACGCCCCCCUCAAACCCCUCGGCCUUCGCCGGCUUCGCCGUUCCUGUUCAUGCUCAUCGCGUCCCUGCUGUCCCGGCCCCGUCCGCAACCUUUGGCCAUCGGAUUUUGAGGUAGUGUACUGAUGAAGACAGAGAUUGAGGAGGAAGGCAUCAGAGGGUCCUGGACUGAGGAGGACAAAUCCCUUUGUGCUUCUGUGCUGGGCUUAGAUGCCUUCACAUAUCUGACAAAAGGUGGAGGUGCCAUAUCUGAAAAUCUCGUAGCAGCGUCUGGGUUGGUGGGCUUGCAAAAUAAACUCCAGGACCUGGUUGAAGCUGAUGGUAAAAGCCUUUGUUGGAACUACGCCAUCUUCUGGCAACUCUCCCACACCAAAUCUGGUGAACUUGUCCUUGGUUGGGGUGACGGAUCUUGCCGUGAACCCCAUGAUAAUGAGAUGAACUCGACUACUCGUGGUGAUAUUCAUGAUGCAUCUUCACUGAGCCAACAAAGGAUGCGUAAGCGAGUGUUAGAGCGACUGCAUACAGCAUUUGCUGGGGCUGAGGAGGAGGAUGAUGCUCUCAGAAUUGACCAGGUGACUGACACUGAGUUAUUCUUCCUAGCAUCCAUGUAUUUUGCAUUUCCACGUCAUGUAGGUGGCCCUGGGCAAGUGUUUGCAACAGGUGCACCCCUUUGGAUUCCUAACAAUCCGCACAAGGUUUCCCCCUCAAAUUAUUGCUAUCGUGGAUUCCUUGCAAGUGCAGCAGGAUUUAGGACUAUUGUUCUACUGCCAUUUGAAGCUGGUGUACUUGAGUUAGGCUCAAUGCAGAAUGUGCUUGAGAGUGCUGAAGCUCUGGAAACCAUAAGGUCUGUGUUUCUAGGGGCAAGCAGUAAGAAGGCAGCAUCUGGGAAGCAUGAUGAGAAUGGUUCUGCUCAAAUAUCACCCGGUUUGGCUAAGAUUUUUGGGAAGGAUUUGAAUCUGAGCCGACCUUUAGUCAACACGGGAGCACUUCCAUUAAAAAUGAAUGAAAGGUCAUGGGAUAUGCAGAAGAAUUGUGGUGGUGAGAGCCUGUUGCUCCCCAAUGUCCGGAAAGGUUUGCAGAACUUCACAUGGAGUCAGGCUCGAGGCCUGAAUUCUCAUCACCAGAAAUUUGGCAAUGGUAUUCUAGUUGUGAAAAGUGAGACUUCACAACGUAGCAAUGGAGCUGCGCAUAGCCCUGGAUUGAGCCCAUUUCAGCUCCAGAAUUCACAGCAGAUACUGACACAACCACCACCUCAGUCACAGACACCGAGGCAUAUAGAUUUUAGCGUAGGGUCUAGUUCAAAAUCUGGUGUUUUGACUUCACAAGCAGCUCUGUUGGGUGGGGAAAAUGGCAGUGUCGAUGGUUUGUGUAAGGAGCAAGUGGCCCCUACAAUGGAGGGCCAGCAACCAAGAAAGAGGGGAAGAAAACCAGCAAACGGGAGGGUAGAGGCACUUAACCAUGUUGAGGCUGAGCGCCAAAGGAGGGAAAAACUCAACCAGAGGUUCUAUGCACUGAGAGCUGUUGUUCCCAAUAUCUCAAAAAUGGACAAAGCAUCGCUCCUGGGAGAUGCCAUAACGCACAUCACUGAUCUCCAGAAGAAGCUCAAAGAGAUGGAGUCGGAAAGAGACAUGUUCUUGGAGUCUGGUAUGGUAGACCGCAGGGUCCAAACACCUAGGCCAGAAGUAGAUAUCCAGGUGGUGCAAGAUGAGGUUCUUGUUCGUGUAAUGUCACCUAUGGACAACUAUCCGAUAAAUAAUGUGUUCCAAGCUUUUGAAGAGGCAGAAGUCAAAGUUGGUGAAUCAAAGAUCGCAUCCAACAAUGGGAAAGUUAUGCAUUCCUUUGUUAUCAAGUCCCCUGGCUCUGAACAGCAAACAAGAGAGAAAUUGAUUGCUGCUAUGUCUCGUGCAAUGAACUCCAUGUAGAAUUAUAACUUGAUGCAUUAGAGGGCAGAUCGUUUUUCUAGUUGCGAACAGGUAGCAGUGGUAGACUCCCAGUGUCCAUGUAAUUGCUACAUGACCACAGAAAGCUCAGGUUCUGACUUCGCAAAAUAAUCUGUAUGUGCAAAUUACUGCCGUAAAUCUUUAACAGUCUGUCCUGUGGUCAGUUACUCAGUUCAGUUUUGAUGUUUCUUAGAUGGAGAUUAUAGUUACAAUGUAUUUUAGCUAUUUAUUAUGAAUCAAUAUAAACGAUGCUUAGCUCCAUGGAGGAAGAGGGAAAAAAACAUCAAUUUAGUUUGAGAGAUUCCAGCCCAGUAUGCUGAAGGUGAUCGGAGUGGUGCAUUUUCCCAAGCAAAGCUACACAAUUGUGCAUUUUCCUUGUCUUGUUAAACCACCAGGUAUGGAGGUGAGUGGCAAGCAAGACCCCUAUGGGUUUGGCUGACUUUCACCUUCUGAAUUUUCUUUUCAGCAAGUCCUAACCAUAUCUGGUUAUAAUGAAAGCUGAAGAACAUCAAAUCAUGUCGCUUGCCUUGUCUAUUUUUUACUCAGCUUAUGUUCAUGCUUUCUUCCACCGAGGCUUCAGUAACACUACUAUUGUACGCAUUUCGCUUGGUGAGCUGAGUCCUGCCAUUACUUGGAGUCAAGCAAAGAUAUUUAUAUUUUGUACACUUGAAUGUUAUAUGUAUCUUAAAUGCCCAUGCUGCAGGCUUCAUGGUUAGCCAACGCCAUAUUGGUGAGUGGUUGAUAAGACAAAAGGCAAUAAAUGCUUAUGCAAUUUCUUGCUUUUAUGUAGGUGGGCAGAACUGAAUAUGUGGAUUGAUCAGGUGCUAGAGCACCAAGAGCAAAAAGGACGGUGUUCGAGUAUGAUAUUAGCAACGAUGACUGCUAAAAUUUGCACACAACGGUUAACAUCAAACUUGCUACUGCAGCUCCAUCCAUCCGUACUAGAUCGGCAAAGCGCCUUGACGCGAGGGUGCCGGUCAAACCAAUAUGGCCAAAUAGUGGAGACCAAACCGCACGAUGCAUUAGUAGGAAAGCAAGUUUAGCACAUGUAACAUGACAGAAGCCCAACUCCCAAGUGUGUGUAUUAAGGAUGGAAAUGCAGAGACUAUAUCAGGUUGGAAA
Messenger RNA from Triticum dicoccoides, 3210 nucleotides. RefSeq names its product transcription factor MTB1-like. Gene Ontology annotation, cellular component: nucleus. The transcript has 3 exons. The coding region runs from base 274 to 2070 and encodes 598 amino acids. Gene Ontology annotation, biological process: regulation of DNA-templated transcription. NCBI's taxonomy places the organism in Eukaryota, Viridiplantae, Streptophyta, Magnoliopsida, Poales, Poaceae. The record is from RefSeq and is a predicted model, not a curated record. Gene Ontology annotation, molecular function: protein dimerization activity; DNA-binding transcription factor activity; transcription cis-regulatory region binding.